AUGGACACCGUGCUGACCCUCACAGCCCUUCAGGUCAUGAAGACAUUCUUAUUUCUCUUUGCUGUUUUCUUCUUUCUUGACCCAGCCAAGAAUGCAUUUUUCGAUGAGAAGUGCAGCAGGAUUAAUGGGAGAUGCACAGAAUCUUGUCUGAAGAACGAAGAACUCAUUGCUCUCUGCCAGAAGAAUCUGAAGUGCUGUGUGACAGUCCAGCCAACAGGACUCGGGGAUGAGCUAGUUUUGUCUUUCUGCUGGAAGCAGAUGCUGCAAUGA
Messenger RNA from Rattus rattus (black rat), 270 nucleotides. Its product is annotated as beta-defensin 15-like. Gene Ontology annotation, cellular component: extracellular region. Lineage: Eukaryota; Metazoa; Chordata; Mammalia; Rodentia; Muridae. The record is from RefSeq and is a predicted model, not a curated record. The transcript has 2 exons. Gene Ontology annotation, biological process: innate immune response. Bases 1 to 270 code for a protein of 89 amino acids.